AUGAUCCACACCAGGAAAUUGAGUAGGAGAUACAGACGAAACCUCUUGCCCCAAAGAGUGCAAGUUACAGCUGAAGCAUAUGGUUUAGAUGCACUUAAGGGCAAAUUAAACAAACAUUUGAAGGAGAAGGGAAUCGAUGGUUGCACUGGGAGUGAAAGAUGUAAACUGAACAUCAGAAAAUGCAUACCAGCUAUCCGAUCAAGAGACCUUACAAUUCAACUGUGCAAAUCAGUUAGAGAUUCUCUGAGUGUUUCCAGUUCUCUAAAAACUUUGGAGUUAGAAGGAUUACCCUUGAGACAUGGAGAUCUUCUGACAUUAACAAAGGGUCUAUCCAGGACAAAAACACUACAGAACCUUUCAUUAGCACGUUGUCCAAUAGGAGAUGACGGACUGGAAAUCAUUUGCCAGAGUGUGAAGAAUUCAGCAACUAUCAAAACAGUCAACUUCACAGGCUGUAACAUAACAUGGCGUGGAGCAGAGCAUAUGACCAGCAUUAUUAAGUAUCAAGCAACAAAAAGACACAGUCAAGUCUGGGCAGAGAGUCUUCGAUAUAGGCAUCCUGAUCUAGAUUGCAUGACUGGUUUGCGGCGCAUUACCAUGAACUGUAACACAUUAAUUGGUGAUACUGGAGCUAUUGCCUUUGCAGAUGCCCUCAAAGAUGAUCUUUGGCUGAAAGCCCUUGAUUUGCAGCAAUGUGGAAUUUCUAAUAAAGGAGCCAAAGCUUUGCUUGAUAUCUUGCAGACCAGUAGUACUCUAAUUGUAUUGGAUGUUAGAAAAAACCCAUUAACUGAUAUGGUACGGCCAGUUGUGCUAGAUGUCCAUCGAGAUCCAUUGAAUGUGGAUGAACCAGGGUUGCUCAGCCUUUUUGCGUGCGGGGCCACAAUUUUCACACUUGAGAUUGAUUUGACUGGGUGUGACAUAAGAGGCCUAGCAAAACUGGAAGCACUGGGAAAAUUCUCUGCAGGUACAAAGAGGUUUACAGAGAAUGGCAAGAAAAGUGCUCCUGUUUCUUCAGAUUUUAACCCAGAACCGCUGCCACCAGGUACAGAGGGGUAUGUACCAUGGCGUACUGCUGCACGUGCUAACCGAUUCAGGAAUAUUCAUCUAGACUCAUCACACCAAAAUAGGGAUGUUCAGGCAAGUAAUCCAGUGAAGAUCACAUUGGAGAGUGGAUCAUCUUCAGAAACUGAAGAGGUGAUCUGUACUCCUAAGGCAGAAAUUCAGAUGACUGAUACAGAAAAUUCAUACAAGACAUUCAAAGUCAAGCAGUAUAAACACUUAAAGGUAGAACUAAAAGAAUGUCGACUAAGACUGCAAGAAGAAAUUAGAGCGAGGACAAAGGCUGAUGCUCGUUUGAUGGAGCUUGAAGUUGAGAAUGCCCGGCUUCGAAAAAUCAAUCUUUCUCUGUCUGAUGCUCUGCACACGCAAUCUACCACAAGUACUAUUCUUGAGGAUGAAGGAGUGCUAGAAAGCAUUGAAGCCUCUUUCAAGAAAUUUCAUGCUUUUUUAGAUCUUUUAAAAGAUGCUGGUCUUGGGAAAUUGGCCAGCAUGGCUCGAAUAGACCAAUCAGACUUUGGUCCUGUUGGACAACCUCAGGUAUCAUCCACAUUUGGAAAUGACCGUAAAGAACAAGGACUUGAAUCAACCAAAGAGAAAAUACUUCAGGAAGCACCACAGGUUACACAGUUGCAUGCUGGAGAUCAAACCUGUCACAAUCAGUCUGAUGCUGCACGAAUCUUUAAUGACUCCACGAAUAUAGCUCUUCAACCUGAAAAUUGAUCAUUUGAAUCCAAGUUCAAAAACCCAAAAUGUAGCCACCAGAACUCCGAGAACAAAUUUCUGAAAUCUGAAGAAGCAGUUGGCUGUAAUGAAGAUCAAACAAGCAAGCAAUAUUCAUCCUGGAGGAAUGGCCAACCCCAAGAAUAUGCGGUGGUUCAGGUUUCAGAGAAAUUGCUAAGCCUUUCGGAGGCUGAACAGCCCAUUGCUUCAGACACAGCUAACACACCAUCAGACAAGUCAUAAAAGUGAAAUAAUAACAAAGGCAUUUUUUAACAGACAUCUUUUUUAAAACCAAGUUAAUUGUCUUGUUGCAGCUGAUAACGAUGCUUCUUUGUUCGCAGCAGGAGGGAAUGAAAAUGAACAAAAGGCUGCUGAUGAAUAUUUUAUGAAAUCUAAAACAGAAUAAAAUAUCCUGAAAUAUUCAUUCCAUUGCUAGAUUAUAUAAUGAUUCAUAUGAACUUUUCAAGUGAUGCAAUUGCUCUUCCAUUUUAAAAAGUAUAAGUAAUGUUGCAUUGUGAAAGACUUGUAAAAUUUACUGAAUUUGUUACAUUUUUUUCUUAUGAUGAUUAAUAAAAUCCAAAAUCAUACACCCAA
Rhincodon typus (whale shark) is the source of this 2373-nucleotide messenger RNA. It is a transcript of the gene cep78, whose product is annotated as centrosomal protein 78. Gene Ontology annotation, molecular function: protein binding. NCBI's taxonomy places the organism in Eukaryota, Metazoa, Chordata, Chondrichthyes, Orectolobiformes, Rhincodontidae. The record is from RefSeq and is a predicted model, not a curated record. Gene Ontology annotation, cellular component: centrosome. The transcript has 15 exons. The coding region runs from base 1 to 1779 and encodes 592 amino acids.